AUGCAUAUCUGUGUAUAUCAUUGUGAUGAGUGUGUCAUAUUGAUUUCCCUCCCAGCUAAUGCUGCUGCCAUAGUAGGUGGUAUUGUUGGAGGUAUACUACUGGUAGUGUGUUUAACAGCUAUUGUGGUGAUUGUCCUGUUCUCACUGGGGCGACACAAAUCAGAUGAGUUUAGAGAAGAUGUGGUGGAGAUGUCGGGACUUCAGGGAGACUACAGUGAGCUGAGGCAUGACGGCCCAAGGAAUGCAAAGAAAGCCCAUCCUCCUCCUCCUGACUCUGAGGGUUACAGCAGAGUUAAUCGUAGCCCGGAUGCUGGGGCACUGACUUACGAUGAGGUGGUCCUCAACUCAGACAAUAAGAUAGGAGUCAACGCGGAAGGCUACAGUACAAUGAACACUGGACAGACUCAGAGACUACCCGGCUAUGGCCAGCUCGGCAAUGUGACACCUCAGGCUACAGUGGAGCCAGUGGUCUAUGCUGCCCUUAGGUCCAGCCAGCCCCACAAGACAGGCAAAAACACAACUGCCACAGUGGACCAGCACCAGGUUACCUACGCCACUGUGGAUGUUGCUGCCACCAGCAGGAAACAGGCUAAAGCAGCCACCCUCCCCACCAGCCCAACAGCCUCAGCCCCAGCCCUGCCUGAUGUGGACAAGCUCUUGGACAUUGACCAGGCCUUGGUGCAGAUCAGGUCAAUGGACCACAAAUGGAGGGAGCUAGCAGAGACUAUGAGGCUGCCUGAAACAAUGAUUGAGCAGAUCGAGGAUUCAUGUGGCAACAAUCACGCUGGCUGUCUAACGGAGGUGAUCGACCAGUGGAUGAGGAGUUGCUCCGGGCGACCAACCUGGAGGGAGCUGGCUGGUCAUCUUAGUAAGAUCGGAGAGGAGCAACUGGCAAAGGAUUUCAUGAAUAUCUACGAUACUGGUCGCCUCCCAGUGGAGUUGAACAUGAAGGCAGUACCAAGUACCGUGUACAAGUACGACCGAGCCCCUUCCCCUCCCCUCCCCUCUCGAUCACCCACAACGACAGAUGACGGCCCCGGAUUACCAAAGGCACUGCCUCCCUCACGUCCUCCUAAACCAACUAUUGAGAUAGUUCCAGCCCGUCCUCCUAAACCAGCCCCUAACAACGAACCCCCGGCACCUCCACUCCCUUCUAAGCACUACACCAAGCACUAGGUGUGUGGUACGGAAUUAAAACUAUUUUUAGUACAAGAAUAAACUCUCAAUACAUGAAAUCAUUUUUGUUAGUUUACCCCGGAUUUUAGCCACAAUCAUUUAAUUGUCAGCUUACAUGUUUAACAUGUCAGGAAAGUUUUAUUCAAGAUAGGUUGUUUCCUCUCAAUUCACUUUUUACCCGAGAAUUUUUUGAUAACG
Molecule: messenger RNA, 1374 nt
Organism: Halichondria panicea
Lineage: Eukaryota; Metazoa; Porifera; Demospongiae; Suberitida; Halichondriidae
Exons: 11
Coding region: 1-1176 (391 amino acids)
Biological process (GO): signal transduction
Molecular function (GO): protein binding
Source: RefSeq, a predicted model, not a curated record